AGAAAGCCGAUAACCUUCUAUUUUCUAUUGUAACUCUCAAUUGAACGCACAAACUGUACAUUGUUCAAUGUAAUUUGCCAUGCCCCCAUAUUUGGUGGAAAUUACAUGCGUUCGGGCUUAUCGAGGCAUCUGCAAAUCAUUCCAGAACUUGCACAGUGUACGCCCUUCACUAAGGCAGUGGUAAGCCAUAGUCAGGGGGAGAAUUUAAUUAAUUCAGGCCCGAAAAAGAAAGAAAAAAAGUAUGCUGGCUAUGAGAAGAAUAGUGAGACAUUCCAGAAAGGGAGCAAGUUCCACGACACAUUUAUAAGUGUGCUUCACCCCCAUAUCCUAGAACACUGGCCUGGCUCUCUCAGCUUUUGUUGGUUGUUGUGUUUCUGCACAUAUAAUUACUUCAAUCCACCAGCGCACCGGAGAAUGUUCAAACUCCACCGUACUUGGACCAACAUGACAAGUCGUACUGAUCGCACUUCUAGUACGAAUUCGAACUCAACAGCGUCCAGCGACGAGCCACAUACCGAUAGCGAAUCCACAAACUGCACCAUAACCAGAGGACCAAAGAUCCAUGUACUGCAACCGUCAUCUCCCACUAAAUUUGCCAGAAACCCAUUGAGUAUUUUCAACAAGAGGAAGAAGAGCGAGCAAGUUGCGUUGCUGAUUGGAACAGAGCAGAGCGGUAAAAGAUGUAAGUUGUUUUAAAGCCAUAUGGAGAUCGAAUAGAGAGAUAGUUACUAACAAGCAUGGGGGAAAAGCCCUUAUGGAGAGUAUAAACUAUAUGGACACCGAGCUGGAGAUCAUCAGUCUUUCGAAUGAUAUUGCCAUUUCCAACUACCAUAACUUCUUGUACGGCGUCAACAGCAUAAUAUUUGUUAUGGAUUCUGCAAAGCUUUCAGUGGAGUAC
This is a messenger RNA of Williopsis jadinii, 898 nucleotides long. RefSeq lists its product as uncharacterized. The transcript has a single exon. The record is from RefSeq and is a predicted model, not a curated record. Bases 106 to 696 code for a protein of 196 amino acids. Lineage: Eukaryota; Fungi; Ascomycota; Saccharomycetes; Phaffomycetales; Wickerhamomycetaceae.